This is a messenger RNA of Racocetra fulgida, 2712 nucleotides long. The record is from the annotation of a GenBank genome assembly. Lineage: Eukaryota; Fungi; Glomeromycota; Glomeromycetes; Diversisporales; Gigasporaceae.
AUGGUUCUGGUGAUAAUUAUUACUUACUUGCUAAUGAGAAAUAGGGAAAAAGAGAUAAAUGGUUUGAAGGAUAAACCAGCAGAUCAGCAGAAAAUUGAUGAAUUAAUAAAAUUAGUAGAAAAGCAAAACCAGGCAAUUAAAAAAUAUGGAGAUGAAUCCGCGAAGUAUACAGGCAAUGAUAAUACGAAUUUUACUGAUAAGACAAUAACGCAAAUAACGAAUCAAGACUUAAUAGAUAAAGGAAUCACAACGCCAGGUGGGUUGACAGGACCGUUAAAACUUGUAGGCUUUACCAAAUUGAAAAAAAUUGAAAUAAAUGAUAGGAUGAGUGGCGCUCCUGAUAAUUUAGAUAAUGAUUUAACAGAAUUGACUAUUGUUAACUGCCCAGAAUUGGAAGAAAUUGAUGUUAGAAGCAAUAAACUUACUAAAUUAGAUAUUACUAAAAUAAAAACUGAUAACGGUGGUGAUGAUGGCGGAAUAGAUAGGUUAGGUGACCUUGGUGGAGCCGUGAUUGAAAGUGGACUAACUAGACACAUUGUUCCUGAGAAAUUAGAUUAUUACAAAGAUGUGGUACGAGUAGUGAGGGAAGUAUUGGGCAUGGGUCCAAAUGACAGCGUGGCAGCCAUUUUGUCCGAUUUAAAAGAUAAAAUAGUAGCUGGGGCCAGUCCCCAAUUACAAACUAAAUUGGAUCAAGCCGAGCAAGAACGGGAUGCCGCCAAUGCUAAAUUAGACGCCCAAAAAGAUUAUGAUACUAUUAAGAAUGAACGCGACCAAUUAAAACAGCAAUUAGAGGCCAUAAAAACUGAAUUAGGUUUAAAAAAUGAUGCUACUCAGCAGCAAAUUAUUGAUAAAAUAAAAGAAUUAAAAGGAAGGCCAACCAAUACCGAUUAUGAUGCUAUUAAAUCCCAACGAGAUAGUUUACAAACCCAAGUAAAUAAUUUACAAAGCAUUACACUUUCUAAUGAGCAAAGACAAAAAAUCCAAACUGCUUCCACUGCUAACGAAGUAGAAACAACGAGAAAUGAAAUAAUCAAGAGUGAAUUUGGUAGAUUAAAAGAUGAAAAUGCCAGUUCUGAUAGGUUAAAUGUUUGUUUGGGGGUAGUAGCAAUUAGUAGUUUAUUAAUUUUGGGCAUCAGAAAAAAAGAUAAAAGCGUGCAAGAAAUAGGAUCAGAGUCCGCAUUAGUGAAUAAUAAUGAGGAAAAUCAGCAAGAAGCAUUAGAACUAAAUAAUAUUACAGAAAACGAAAAUAUGGUAAACCCACGAAAUGUAUUAAUAAUAGGAAUAACUGGUCAUGGCAAGUCUACUUUGGCUAAUGUUUUGGCUGGUGAGGAAAUUUGUAAAGAAAGUGCAGGCGGCACUAGUGAAACUAGAAAAACAAAUUAUUAUGUAAUUGAUAACAUUGGUUUUGAUGAUAAUAGGAGUAGACUGUCCGAAGAAGUUAUCUUAUAUGAAAUAGGUAAAAGUAUUUACGCGGCCAAAGAAGGAAUAGAUCAAGUUUUUUUUGUUUUCAGAGGUAAAUUUUCCCCGGAACAGAUAAAAAACUUUAAGUUAUUUGAAAAACUUAUUUUAGAAAGUGGCAUUACUAAAUUUACCACUUUGGUUCACUCUCAUUUUGAAGAUUUCAGAAAUUCACAGGAAUGUAAAAAAGAUCAAAAAGCACUUCUUAACGAAAGUGCUGUAAUCAGAGAGAUAAUUGAGUCAUGUAAUGGUAUUAUACAUGUUGAUAAUCCGGCAGUGCCUGAAGUAGAUGAGGAUGAUAGUGACAAUGAAGAAGAAAUUAGCAUAAGCGAGGAAAGGAGAAAAGAGUCACGAAAAAAAGUCCUAAACCAUCUAGCCGAAAAUUUAACCAAUUACCUUAAAAAAGAAGAAGAAAUAAAUCAGAGUGAUAGCCUAACAAAGCAAGAAGAGUUGGAAGAAGUAAAAAACAAAGCAAUUACCGAAAUAAAACUUAAACUGGAAAAAGAGUUACCAGCAAUUAAAACUAAAACUAUUCUCCUGAUUGGGAGAACAGGCCGAGGUAAAUCAACCUUGGCCAAUGUAAUUACUAAUACCGAUGAUUUCAAAGAGGGCAAGUUGGGAGUAAGCGAGACAAAGGAAAUUCAGACUAAGGAAUUUAAAAAUGACAAUUUUGAUUAUCUUAUUAUUGAUAAUCCAGGAAUAGGAGAUACCAAAUUACCUACCGAAAAAACAUUAGACACCAUUGCCGAAGCGGUUUAUUUAGUUAGAGAUGGAGUAAAUUACCAAAAUACUACAAUAAUUCGCACUCGUUUUAAAGAUUUUAAAAAAACCAAGAAGCGUGAAGAAGAUAUUGAGUCGAUGAUUAAAGUAGGCGGGGAAUUAGCCGAAAUAAUUAAGUCUUGUGAAAAAAGAGUUAUUCAUAACGAAAGGGAUAAUAAUAACAUAGAAAAGGAAAUUAAAAAUCUGGAAGAUACAAGAAAAGAAUUAAAAGAAGAAAUUGAAGAAAAGGAAAAUAUUAUUCGCCAGAAAGUAUUUGCACACAUUUUUAAUAAUUAUGGGGACAUUGAAAAAGUAUUGGAAAUUAGUGAAAAAUUUGCUAAUAAAAAAUUGAUUUUAGAAGAUAAUAAGCAAUUAACAGCCGAAAAAAUAUUAUCCGUUAACAUUGAACAGUUAAAAAGCGAAUAUCAUCGUCAAUUACAAAGCGAUAACAGGGAAUUAGAAAUCAAACUUAAUUUAAAAGACAAGCAAAAUUGA